ACCCGAUAUCUCUUGAUCUGGCUUCUGUCAAUCUCUGGCAUGUCCAAUCCGAACGACUACACCAUCCUCUGGCUCUGCGCACUCACAACAGAGUAUGUAGCUGCGCAGACUUUUCUUGAUGUGGAACAUUCGAAACCUGAAGCGGGUUCAAUCGCGAUCAGCGACACAAAUGUUUAUACGUUGGGCUGUAUUUCUGGCCACAACGUGGUACUGGCGGUGCUUCCUAAGGGCGAAUAUGGCGUCGGCUCUGCCGCCAGUGUCAUCACCAAUAUCCUUCGAUCAUUUGCCAAUAUCCGGGUCGGUCUCAUGGUCGGUAUCGGCGGUGGCGCUCCUACCGAAACCAACGACAUACGUUUAGGCGAUGUCGUCGUCAGCUCACCCAAGGACGGCUAUGGUGGAGUAUAUCACUACGACCUAGGUAAAGAAGUACAAGACUCCGGAUUCAGGCAAACUGGCUUCCUAGAUCAGCCACCAACAGUGGUCCGCACUGCGGUCUCUGCGCUCGAAUCAAAGCACAUUCGCAAAGGACAUCAUAUCAUCGAGAACAUCGAGGCCGCUUUGGAAGAGAACCCGCGCCUCAAGAGAAGAGGUUAUGCUUGUCCGGCUCCAGAAAGCGACCGACUGUACAAGGCCGAUGUAGUACAUUCUACAUCUGAGGAGAGUUGUGAUACAUGCUGCGGAACAGAGCCUACCAAGUUGAUAACACGUCAGUCAAGAGACAAGCAUGAUGAUAACCCUGCUAUCCACUAUGGUCUCAUAGGCUCGGGAAACAAGGUCAUCAGGGAUGCCACCUUGAGAAACAAGCUCGCGCGCGAAGAAGGGGUCUUGUGUUUUGAUAUGGAGGCUGCUGGCAUCAUGAACCGCUUUCCUUGUUUAGUGGUUCGCGGCAUCUGUGACUACUCUGAUAGUCACAAGAACAAGGAAUGGCAGGGAUAUGCCGCAAUGACUGCAGCAGCAUACGCCAAAGAACUUCUGAUGGAGAUUCCAUCUGAAGGGGUCGAACGAGAGGAACGACUUGCGGAAGCCAUUGAACGACGUGGACAUCAAGUGUCAAGUGACGUCCAAACCGUAGCUGCGUCAGUGGAGCAGAUCAAAAUUACCAACGCAUCAAAUGCAGUCACUGAAUGGUUGAAAGCUGCAGGUUCUUCCGUCAACUACAUAAGAGCGAUUGAAACACACCGCACUGGUACAGGUGAAUGGUUUCUUCGUGGUGCCGACCUUCAAAUGUGGAAGACCCAGAUCAAGUCUUUUCUUUGGCUUCAUGGCCUGUCAGGAUGCGGCAAAACAAUUCUAAGCGCGGCGAUCAUUGAAGAUCUUCUCGGCGAACAAGACCAUCCGACCAUCUACUUCUACUUCGAUUUCACCGACACAAACAAGCAGCACUACAAGGACAUGCUACGAUCUCUCUUGCUACAGCUUUAUCAUAAGUCGCCUAUAGCUCAAACAAUCAUACAGGACUGCUACAAUUCUCACGAACAGGGACGUCGGCAACCAACUUUGGACCGGUUGAAAGACACGCUAGAUUCUGUACUCGAGCAGUUGCAGGGUGUGAACAUCGUUCUUGAUGCGUUAGAUGAAGCAGAUUCAAUUUACGAGAUCGUACAGUGGUGCCGGAGCACUGAUAGCGCAGAGGCCUUGGAAGUGCGUCUGCUCGUCACCUCUCGAACACAAGUAGUGAAUUGGUCUCACGAGGAGGACAUUAUCCCUCUCCCACUCCAAGGUCUUGACGAAGACAUCAAGUUCUAUACUCGGCGUAGACUGCACGGCGAAGAGUUUGCGCACUGGGAAAGCCAGGAGAUGCUCCGACAUGAAAUUGAGACCACGAUAUGCGAGAAGGCUGGAGGCAUCAAGGNNUUCCGAUGGGCAGCCCUGCAAUUGGACACCCUGCGGGAAUGUCGCAACAGACCUGCCAUCGAGCGAGCUCUUCGAGAUCUGCCAAAAACGCUGAAUGAGACUUACGCACGCAUCUUGACUUCGAUCAAAACAUCUCCGUAUUGCCGAGAGGUUGUCCUUAUCUUGCAGAUGUUACUGUGGUGCGAUCACCCUCCUACACUUGAGGCAUGCGGCGAUGCCAUCGUUGUGCAACCAGAACAACAGCUAGGCUUCUCUGCGAACGAUAGAUUCUUUGAUACCCGUGACAUUGUCAAUAUAUGCUCUGGCUUAGUGUCGACAACUGGCUCCUACGUCCAGUUCCUGCAGCUAGCUCAUGCUUCCANNGUCCGGGAGUAUCUUUUGUCUGAGGAGGUUAUCCAGCCUUUCAAAUCUCAGCUCGCAGAGACAGCUGCAAGGUCGGACCUUCUACACAUGUGUCGUACGACCUUAUGUUGUGUCGACUGGAGCAGAGCA
Messenger RNA from Aureobasidium musti, 2346 nucleotides. Lineage: Eukaryota; Fungi; Ascomycota; Dothideomycetes; Dothideales; Saccotheciaceae. The record is from the annotation of a GenBank genome assembly.